This is a messenger RNA of Phytophthora sojae, 512 nucleotides long. RefSeq lists its product as hypothetical. Bases 196 to 441 code for a protein of 81 amino acids. The record is from RefSeq and is a predicted model, not a curated record. Lineage: Eukaryota; Oomycota; Peronosporomycetes; Peronosporales; Peronosporaceae. The transcript has 2 exons.
GCGCAGCAAGCUCGUCAAUUCCGCCACCCUCAGCACCGCUGGCGCAGGCAGGGAAACUCGUAAGUAUACGCUGCUCUGUUGCUUGAUGCUGGUCUGUGAGUGUUACGGGAGCCUACGCAUGUCAUGUCUAGAUAUCCGUUCACUAAGUGAAGAGAGGCGCGAACGCGGCGGUAUAGCAGCCUGCAGUAGUUCACGAUGUUGAGUCCGCGGCAAAGGAGUGACGCUCUACCUGUCGUUGAGGCGGUCCUUGCGCUGAUUUCCCUCCCGGGACGCUUGCUUUCAUGGCGAAGCCUCGUCGUCGAGGAUUGGACCUACGAAGUGAACUCCGGAGACGCUCACUGCGAUGAGUGGUUAAGGAGUCGUCGACAAGCUCAAGGACAGGAAGAAGGGGUUCCGGGAGGAAGGAAUGCAACCAGAAGGCUAUGUCAUGUUCGUAGUUGAGAGGACCAAGCUCUAUUUGCCUGGUAGGCAGCAACUUAAUUCAAAAAGGGAAAAUAGAUCUCCUUCUCUCU